AAAGAAAUUAUCGAUUGCCCUGAUUUGCUAGUCCCUUUAUAUAAUGCAAUUUUAACAAAGCCACUACUUUGUCACGCUAUCUGCUUGCAUCGAAAUGUGAAACAUAUCGUUGAAAUGGAAAACGGAAAUCAAGGUAGAGGGAUGGAAAAUGCAGAAAACAGGCCGAGCAGUGUAGUCGUUCUUGAUGCAGGAGGACAGUCUUGCAUGGCGAUUGAAAGAAGAAUACGUCAAUUGAAUGUCAGUAGUAUCAUUCUUCCUUUGGAAACAUCAGCAAAGACAAUUGAGGCCAAAGAGUACAAAGCUGUUGUCAUAUCUGGUGGACCUAAAAGUAUUAAUGACCCUUCCUCUACACAAUGUGAUGCUGAAGUUUUCAAAAUUGGAGUUCCGGUGCUUGGAAUCUGUUAUGGAAUGCAGGCCAUGAAUGUCUUACUUGGUGGUAAAGUUGCUGAAGGAAAAGUAAGGGAAGAUGGACAAUUUAAAAUCAAGGUUAACAGUAGUUCUGACUUGUUCAGUGGACUGCAAGAACGACAAGAAGUAUUAUUGACGCAUUAUGAAGAGGCAAGCGACAUAGCUCCUGAUUUUAAAGUAACUGCAACAAGUGGUGAUAUUAUUGCUGCUAUUGAGAAUCAAUCGAAGAAAUUAUAUGGCGUCCAGUUUCACCCUGAAGCAGACCUAACUGAAAAUGGAGAGUCAAUAAUGCGAAACUUCUUAUUCAGAAUUGCAGGCUGCCAUGAAGAUUUAAAAUUUACUAGCACAGAAGACACAUGCAUGGAGGAGAUCAAGAGAGAAGUUGGACCAGUGAACAAAGUUCUUGCUUUGGUAAGUGGCGGUGUGGAUUCAACUGUUUGUGCAGCAUUGCUUCACAAGGCAAUUGGACCUAAUCGUGUUGUUGGUGUUCACAUUGACAAAGGAUUUCUUAGAAAAAACGAAAGCACACAAGUCGUGGAGUCGCUUUCCAAAAUAGGACUUAAAAUGAAAGUUGUAAAUGCACAGCAUACGUUCUAUAAUGGAUCAACAGAAAUAACUCUCAAACGCAAUGAUAUAAACAUUCGCCAAAAUACUGGGCCACUUCACAGCGUUUCAAAUCCGGAAGAGAAACGAAAAAUCAUUGGGGACAUGUUCGUUAAGGUUAUGAAUGCGACAAUCAGAGAUCUUAAUUUGGAUCCAAAAAGCACAAUGGUUGCUCUUGGGACCACUCGUCUGAAUCUUAUCGAAAGUGGUUCAGCUCUAAUCAGCAGAAGGGCUAGCAAAAUAAAGACACAUCACAAUGACUCUGAGAUGUUUCAAGAGCUGCGUCAUCAGGGGCGUGUUUUAGAGCCUUUAAAACACCUUCAAAAGGAUGACGUUUGUAAACUUGGCAAGAAAUUAGGACUACCUUCAGAUAUCGUCCAGCGACAUCCUUUUCCUGGCCCUGGAUUGGCAAUUCGUGUUUUGUGUGCAAAUGGACCAUUCAUGGGCGACGAUUUUGAAGAUACUAACACCAAACUUGGAUUGAUCGUAAAUUACUGCAUUGCAGUCAGCAAACGCCAUCCUUUACUGACUGAGAUACAGGAACAGCUAACUGAAGAGGAGCUAAAAACGUUGAAGGAAAUAAGCUCAAAGUUUUCUGUUGGGGCGACGCUGCUUCCUAUUAGAUCAGUUGGGAUUCAGGGUGACUGUCGCACAUACAGUUAUGUUGCUGCAAUCUCAAGUGACUCUCCACCUUCAUGGUCAUCACUUAUGGUAUACGCAAAAAUUAUACCAAAACUUUGCUUUAACAUUAACAGAGUUGUUUACCUUUUCGGUUCGAGAUUACUGCAUCAACUACAAGAAGUUACUCCGACUUUUCUAGUACCGAACGUUGUAGACACAUUGCGCAAAAUAGAUUAUCUGGCAAAUGCAACUUUGCUAGAGAAUGAUAAGAUGAAUUGUGUCAAUCAAAUGCCAAUAAUUCUUGUUCCAUUACACUUUGACCGCGAUCCCACUAUGCGGCUGCCUUCAUGCCAUCGAUCUGUGGUAAUACGGAUGUUUAUUACAAAUGAUUUCAUGACAGGCAUCGCAGCAACACCCGGCAAGCAGAUACCUGAAGAGCUUAUUAUGAAGAUUGUGGAUAGAGUGAAAUCUGUUCCUGGUAUAUCAAGAGUUAUGUAUGAUUUGACUUCUAAGCCUCCUGGUACAACUGAAUGGGAAUAAUCCAUUUCCAAAUUCUCAAAGAGUGCAGAAAAAAACAAAAGAUUUGAAGAUGUUCAAAUUGCAUUUAUACAACCAUACUACUUACUAUUCUUCAAGAAAAGUUAACACAGCUCUGUCUAUAAAGUAUUGAGCUGUAUAAAGCAGACCAAUUAACAGUAAUGGUAAUAUCUAAGGUGUGCUUAAAGCGCUUGCAUAAUUGUCAUAUUUUUGAAUGACUUUGAAUGGAUUGAUAAUUAGUGCUUACAUGUUUUUUUGUCUAAUUCCUAUCUGGGUAUGAUUAUAAGAGUGCAAAAUAUACUUGGCCGAAUUCACAGCUUUCACUAGACUUUUAGAUGAAUGGUUUGGGGAAAGUGUUCAUCUCAAUUUUUUAAAAACAUAAUAAAUUUGUAGCAAGGAACCUUAAGUUGACUUUAAUACAGAGUUCAAGUUUUGUGUAUAAAGUGCACGGGAAGUCAGCUUUCGUAAUCAGAUAAGGACUGAAAAGAUAAAGUCUUGAGAAAUAAUUGGCGCACUUGCAUGCGAGGCCCCUUAAACGCUAUGCCCUCGUGUCGAACAGUAAUAAGGGCAGAUCAGUGUGCAAGAGCCAAGACUUUUCUGUAAGCUCAUCAACAAUCAUUCAAAACCAGUGAACCUGUGCUGUGCUGAUGGGAAACUUAGGGGCACAAUUAUAAGUAAAGAGCCAUAGGGGCUAUUGUAAAGAAAUUAUCAAAAGCAAAAAGCGAAAAACAGUUUAGCUUCAAAAACCUUGAGCUUAAGCUGGUGGGUAUGCAUUCAAAAACGAUGUCAAAGAAGAGGGUCAUUCUCAAAAUUAACUUUCAUUAGGAGGGAGCUUGACUGGUACACAGAAUUAAUUAUAUGAAUAGAGCUAAAAGAACAGUGAUUCUUAGCAAAAUUCAAAUCUUUCAUUGGCCAUAUGUCACCCA
Molecule: messenger RNA, 3095 nt
Organism: Rhopilema esculentum
Lineage: Eukaryota; Metazoa; Cnidaria; Scyphozoa; Rhizostomeae; Rhizostomatidae
Product: GMP synthase [glutamine-hydrolyzing]
Biological process (GO): GMP biosynthetic process
Cellular component (GO): cytosol
Molecular function (GO): ATP binding; GMP synthase activity; GMP synthase (glutamine-hydrolyzing) activity
Source: RefSeq, a predicted model, not a curated record